This is a messenger RNA of Marchantia polymorpha subsp. ruderalis, 3384 nucleotides long. NCBI's taxonomy places the organism in Eukaryota, Viridiplantae, Streptophyta, Marchantiopsida, Marchantiales, Marchantiaceae. The record is from the annotation of a GenBank genome assembly.
AAAUUCCUGGUGUUGGUUCCAGCGCUGCCACUGCGACUGGACUGAUCUGGUCUGGUCUACUAAACUACUGCUGGAAGUACUAUUGGAGUGUAGUGUAGUGGAGUGUGUAUUCGCUCGUAUCACACCUCCUUUCCUUUCUCGCUCGCUCGGACGCACGCACGCACACGCACCCUCCAUCUAUCUCUCUCUCGUCUCUCGUGGAGCGGGCUUAGCGUUUUCCUCGAGAGUUGUCGACCAUGCUCUGGACCGCAGGUUGGUGAGGAGAGGAGUCGGGGCAUUAGAAAGAUGUGGAUCCUUCGGUUCAGGCCCGUAAGAAUUUGAUAGUGGUCGAGAAUCGGAAAGUCUGCGAGAGUGAAACGAGAAGAUGCAGGCCGGUGGCCAGUAUGGGGUGCCGCAGGAGUUCGUGGUGCGGUCAGCACCCGCACACAUGUUCACUCUCUCGCAUGAAAUGACACUUUCUCCCUCUACAGGCCACGGACACCCUCACCAUUUGCAGCAUGCCCAGCACCAUCAGCAGCACCACCACCCGCAACACCAACAGCAUCAUCACCCGCAGCAUCCCCAGCAUUCCCAACAUGCGCAGCACCCCCAACACCCCCAGCAGCAGCACCCCACGCAUCCACACCAGCAACCACACCAGCAACAUGCGCAACAUCAACAGCAUCAGCAGCAGCAGCAGCAGCAACAACAACAGCAGCAGCAACAGCAGCAGCAGCAACAACAGCAGCUGCAGCAGCUCGGCCUCGGUCCCGACUCGCCGGAAGCUCCCUCUCCCGUCGCGAGUCGCCCCUCGCCCACCAGCUAUAAACAGAGGGAAUCGCUCGGAGAAGACGAUGGUGGAGAGGAGGAAGGGAGGGGUACAGGUGGUAACCGUUGGCCGAGACAAGAGACAUUGGCUUUGAUUAAGAUUCGGUCGGAAAUGGAUGCCAAUUUCCGAGACUCCGGCCUCAAGGGACCUCUCUGGGAGGAUGUCUCGCGGAAGCUGGCGGAGCUUGGAUACCACAGGAGCUCGAAGAAGUGCAAGGAGAAAUUCGAAAACGUGCAUAAGUACUACAAGAAGACUAAGGAUGGUAGGGCUGGCAGGCAAGAUGGCAAAAGCUACCGGUUCUUUAGCCAGUUAGAGGCCCUAUAUGGCGGUGGGGGUGGGAAUAACCACAAUCAACAGGCAGACGGUGGAAGCAUGAUGCUAACAGGCGGAAGCGGAGGAGCGAUUGGUGGAGGAGCAGAAGGAAAUUUAUCCUCGCAACGGCCGGCUGAGAACAGCAGCGGAGUGCAAUUGUCGUCGGACUCCGAGGACGACUACGAUGAUCCGGGGGACAACGACGAGCAAGACAAGAGCAAGAAGCGCAAGCGCAAGGACGGGAGGCUGGGCAGUUCCAAGAUGAUGUAUAUUGAAGGUUUAGUGAAGAAGUUAAUGGAAAAGCAGGAGGCAAUGCAGCGCAAGUUUUUGGACGCCAUAGAGCGCCGGGAGCAGGACAGGUUGGUCAGAGAAGAAGCGUGGAAACGACAGGAAAUGGCUCGCAUGACGCGCGAGCACGAGCUCCGGGCGCAGGAGCACGCUCUGGCGGCCACCCGCGACGCAGCCCUGGUGGCUUUCCUGCAGAAGGUCACCGGGCAAACGCUGCAGCUGCCUCAGAUUGCCCCCCCGCCCCCGCUCACCGUGGUCGUCCCCGAGGCGCACCACGGAGCUGGGGUGGGCGCGGGCGGGGCUGGUGUUGGCGCCGGCGUGGGGGGCGCGGGCGCGGACGACCACGGCGGCGAGAAGGAGAGCUUCGAUCCCAACAGCAAGCGCUGGCCCAAGCCCGAGGUACACGCGCUGAUCCGGCUGCGCAGUCAGAUGGAAACGAGAUUUCAAGAGGCCGGCCCCAAGGGCCCUCUGUGGGAGGAAAUUUCGACGGGGAUGGCGUGCCUCGGGUAUAAUCGGAAUGCCAAACGAUGUAAAGAAAAAUGGGAGAAUAUCAACAAGUACUUUAGAAAGACUAAGGAGACGAAUAAAAAGCGGCCCGAUAACGCUAAAACUUGUCCAUAUUUCCAUCAAUUAGACAUGCUCUACCGCAAGGGCGUUCUGGGCAACCCUAGUAGCAAGUUAAACAAGCUGGACGACAACUCGGACGAAUUGUUAGAUCAUCCGAGCCAACGAGGGGAGGAUAGCGGGGGGCACGGUGGGCAGGGAGGCGGAGGUGGUGCAGGAGGGGAUGCUUCUGAAAUCCUGGCAAUGAUGCCGUCCGGUGAGGGCCCCGUGGGGCCGGGAGCAUCGACGAGCAAUGGCGGCGCAACCCAUUUCUUCUCUAGCCCUGACAAUGGGAGUAGUGGAGAUCGAGGCUCGAAGAAGGUAAAGAAGCCGGAGCAGAAUGUGUCUAGUGCUAGUAAUGGCAACCAUCUUUCUUCACUAGCGCUGAACUUUGACGGGCUGCGUGGUGAUGGCGAAACUUUUUCAGGGACUGACAAGUCGGUGAGGCUCGAGGGGUUGGUGAAGAGUCUGCUUGAACAGCAACAGCAACAACAACAACGGUUUGAGGAGGACUUUGAGAAGAGGGAGCAAGAGCGAGAGUUGAGAGAGCAUGAGAGGCGGCAGGAGGAGGAUUACCGCUUUGCUCAGGAGCGAGCUCGCACCUCCUCUCGCGACGUGGCUCUCAUGGCCCUGGUGCACAAAUUGGCCGCGGGCGAAUCCUCGGAAUUCGCCAUUUCUGCACCGUCGAGCUCGGAAUGAUCCGUCUCAAUCGUGACCCUUAGUGAAGUGAAGCUACCAGUGCUGUUGUGAAUUGAGGCUGUGUGAUUUGUUCAGGUGUUUUGGAUUUCAGACGUCGUCGUCCUCCUCGUCCUCGUCCAUAGGGUUCUCCAUUUGCCGUCUAUACGAAGAGAUGAAGUUGAAGGCGAAGAUGACGAAGAAGAACUUUAGAUGAAGUAGAAGAGGAGAAGAAGAUGAAGAGCGGGGUUUCCUUUGUACUAUAUGUACCAGUAUCUUGGGAGGGGGAUCCUAGUAGCUUGCUGCCAUGAUGAAACUUGACAACGUUCUUGAGAUUGAUAUCAGGAGUUUCCCAAUAAGCCAGGCUUUCCUUUGUGGCACCGCUCACCUCUCUUAGGUUUGUGAAUUGAAGAAGAAUACAUCACCCAUUGGUUCUUAGCGUGGCCAACACCCAUUUUCUUGAGAUUUCUGUCACUAGCUUGGAUUUCAAGAGCCUAUAAUAUCCUGAAAGGCAGCAGUACAUUUGUGUGCAUACAUUUAGUCAGGUCAGCUGGUGAAUGAUUAGGUUUAGGUUAGGUGACAGUUCCAAAUUCCGGGAACGAGGUAAAAUUACCGAGGCCUUGGUUCUUUCUUUGGAUCAAUUUGUGUGACUGCUGGAGAGAUAUUGAUUGGGUCUCUCGUACACUGAAAUUCUCCCC